AUGUUACGAUUAGGUCCGCCUCCGUCUCGCUUGAGGGGGGAUAUCAGUCAAAUAAGAAAUCUUGCUAUUGGUAGUUUGAAGAAACUAGCUUCCGGUGACGUUUUUUCGAGAUUAAUGGCAGGCAACCGUACGACCCCAUCAUGUGUUGCUUUCACUGAUGCUGAACGUCUCAUUGGCGAUGGUGCCAAGAAUCAAAUUGCAAGGAACGUCGAUGCAAAGAGGCUGAUUGGCAGAAGAUUCAGCGAUGCCGAAGUGCAUGAUGACAUGAAGUUGUGGCCUUUCAAUGUUAUCGAAGGGACAAGCGACAAUCCCAAUAUUGUGGUUACCUACAAGGGUUAUGAGCAACGGUUUUCUGCUGAAGAAAUUUCAUCAAUGGUUCUUACUAAGAUGAAAGAAGUUGCAGAGGCAUAUAUCGGUGACACUGUGAAAGAUGCUGUGAUCACAGUCCCUGCUUAUUUCAAUGAUUGUCAACGUCAAGCAACAAAGGAUGCAGCCACUAUUGCAGGUUUAAAUGUCUUGCGCAUGAUCAAUGAGCCAACAGCAGCUGCAAUUGCUUAUGGUGUAGGCAAUAUGUCAAGUUUCAAUAGGAAAAGAAACGUGCUUGUUUUUGAUCUUGGUGGUGGCACUUUUGAUGUUUCACUUCUCACCAUUUCAAAACAGGGAACUUUUAAGGUUAAAGCCGUUGCUGGUGAUACUCAUUUAGGAGGUGAGGACUUUGAUAAUCGUAUGGUGACUUAUUGUAUUGAGGAUUUUAAGAGGACAUGGGACUUGGAUGUGAGUGGAAACAAAAGAGCAAUGACAAGGUUGAAAGCCGAAUGUGAGAAAGCGAAGAGAGUUCUUUCCUAUGCCACCCAAACUUCAAUUGAACUAGAUUCCUUCCACGAGGGUAUUGAUUUUUCCAUGAAAAUAACUCGCGCUAAAUUUGAGCAACUUAAUAUGAAUCUUUUCACAAAGUGUAUCAACCAUUUGGAGACAUGUUUAACCGAUGCAAAAAAGGAAAAGGGGAGUGUACAUGAGGUGAUUCUUGUUGGUGGAUCGACUAGAAUUCCAAAGGUCCAACAUAUGUUGCAGGAAUUCUUUGAUGGAAAGGAGCUAUGCAAGAGCAUCAACCCUGAUGAAGCUGUUGCAUAUGGGGCAGCAGUUAUGGCUUCAAAGUUAAGUGGUGGGUAUACACAGAUGUUACAGGAGUUAGUGCUAAUGGAUGUUACUCCAUUGUCACUUGGUAGGGAGAAUGAUGGAAAAAUUAUGUGGGUUGUGAUCCCUAGGAACACUCCUAUACCUACAAAGAAAACCACAGAUAUUCUUACUGUUGAAGAUAACCAAACAUAUAUGGAUGUUAAGGUGUUCCAAGGUGAACGCAGUAGAUCUACUGAUAACUAUUUGUUGGGAUCGUUUACAAUUUCUGGAAUUCCACCUGCCCCUAAAGGAGUCUCGGAGAUUGAGAAAAUGGUGAAGGAUGCUAAGAAGUUUAAGCAUGAGGACAAUGAGUUCAAGAGGAGAGCUGAAGCAUACAAUGCGUUGGAUGAUAUCAUAUAUGAUUUGAAGAAAAAGAUCAAAAGAAAUGAUAUGCCACCAAAGGACUUGAAGAAUGUGGAGAAUGCAAUUGAUGAUACAAUUGAAUGGCUUUCUACUGGAAAAGAUGCAGCUGUUGAUGAGAUUGAGCGCAAGAAGGACUACCUGGACUUCAUUUCUAGGCUUGCAUUUUCUAAUUUGACAACAUUGCGCCGAACCAUCGUCGUCGGACCAUCGUCACCGGUCCGUCGCCACCAGUCCAUUGUCGCUCCAUCACAUCUCCUUCCAAGCAUUCAGAUACUCCGAGAUAACUUCCCUCCAUCAGUACAAUGGUGUUACAAAUUCAUAAUAGACGUUCACCAAUCCGUUGCUUCAACCAAGUCGAUCGAUAGUAAAACUAGAAAAAACUUGAGGUCUUCGGUGAAGGUGAGAUCGAGCUUGGAGAUGUACGUUCCAACGGUCGUUGUAGGUCAGACUCAAUGGUUGGAAAUUAAGCAAUCAGCUGAAGGAACACAAGAAGUUCCUGGACUCUCUGAGGUGCCUAUGUACAAGAUAUAUGAAAUAUGGGAACUGCUCAAAAGCAAGAGUCAUGUCAGAUCUGUUGGAUCUACCAAUGCCAAUGAGCUAAGUAGCCAAUCUCACUGCUUAUUGAGAGUGACAGUUCGUGGGGAGAAUUUGUUGCCUACUUCAAAAGAAGCUGCUCUAGUCAAGAAAGCGCCCAAGUUACUACAUGGUGUCAUAGGCUUGGUAAGAUCCUCAGUUUCAGCAACAUUGCCUCAAAUAAGUUCAAGAUUGGAUGCAGUGUGGGGAAUCCUUUAUAGUUUUCCUAAGGUUCAAACACAUCCUAUUGUUAGCUCUUUGGUCAUUAUUUUGUAUAGCACCUUUCUUGUGUUAUAUCCAACUGACAUCUCAAGUGAAAUUGCUAUGAUAUAUAAUGCAUUGCCUUAUAUGAAGGAGUCUGAAAACUAUUCCAUAAGGAUGCCCAAUAAAUGAAACUUUUCAUUUGAUUACUUCUAUUUUGCUUUUGUGGUGUUAGCAGAUCUAUAAUUCCAUGUAUAAUUUAGGUGGGAAAUCAUUCGUUCUUAUAUGAAGAUUUAUUUGGUUAUUGUUUUUGUAAUAUAAACAUUUAUAGCAUUUUCCUUGUCUUUUGUCUAAUUGGAUAUUAUUAUAUUUCAUUUUGAAAAUGACAUUUAAUAUUUCAAUAAUUUCUUAAUUAU
Molecule: messenger RNA, 2729 nt
Organism: Lactuca saligna
Lineage: Eukaryota; Viridiplantae; Streptophyta; Magnoliopsida; Asterales; Asteraceae
Source: the annotation of a GenBank genome assembly